AUGACUCGCUUACCGUCGAUAAUCGCCGCGGCGCUCUGCGCCCUACCCCUCACCCACGCCUGGACCCUCAAAUGGGAGAACCACACCAACGGCGGCAUGCUGAACCUGGGCGAAAAGCCCAAAGGCUGCACAGUAAUCUAUCACGAAAAAGGGGAGCAAUUCUCCUGGGACCCGGAGGGUCUCUUCUGUCUGCGAUUAUUCAUCGACACCGAAUGCGAGAACCCCGGUGGCGAGACCUGCAACGGCAAGCCCUGGAAAAAGGACGCCAGCAAGGACCUAGCGGCCUUCAGCGUGCGGGAUAUGCCGGAGUCGUCCAUGAGCUACUACGGCCUCUCAUCUGCCACGCCUUUUCCGACGACCCAAAGCAAGCCAGAUGCGACGCCGACCGCGGACGAUCACAAGAAAGACGACUCGAAAAACGACACUAAAGACGACACGAAAGACAACAACACCGACAACUCGAGCACGGGGUUAUCGAGCGGGGGCAUCGCUGGCAUCGUGGUCGGCAUCGUCGCCGGAGUGGGCAUCCUCGCCGGCCUCAUCUUCUUCCUCUGGCGACGCGGACGCGGCGCCAAGGCUAUUCCCAUUCCGGAGACGCCCGCCGGUCCACCCCCCAGCUCGCCCGGCGGUGCGUCCACAAACCCCGACCAGAGUACCUUUGCUGCGUCGGCGGCGGGUGCGUACGGAUCGUCCGAGAAGGGAGACGUACCGGAGUUGCAUUCUCCCAAUGAGCAUCCGCAAGGGCCGGCGCCCCCAAGCUAUCAGCCUGUCGUGAUGGCGGAGCUGGCGGCCGGGGAUGUGCAGUCGGAGUUGAGCAAUACGAACCAGGUGGUGGAGAUGGAUGCACAAGAAAUUGCGAAGCGGCCAGUGUAUCGGGAUACGUGACAAAGAAAACAAAAACAAUAAGGUGAAGGCGUUGGAUUGCUGGCGAGUACAUAAUAUU
This is a messenger RNA of Aspergillus campestris IBT 28561, 943 nucleotides long. RefSeq lists its product as uncharacterized. The coding region runs from base 1 to 885 and encodes 294 amino acids. The transcript has a single exon. The record is from RefSeq and is a predicted model, not a curated record. Lineage: Eukaryota; Fungi; Ascomycota; Eurotiomycetes; Eurotiales; Aspergillaceae.